AUGGCUGGAAGUGGAGUUUUUGCAGAGAUAAUUGAUGGAGAUGUGUUCAACUACUACGCUGAUGGAGAGUGGAAAAAGUCUUCUUCUGGAAAAUCUGUUUCGAUCAUUAAUCCUACUACAAGAAAGGUUCAAUACAAGGUCCAAGCUUGUACACAAGAAGAGGUGAACAAAGUAAUGGAAAUGGCAAAAGUUGCACAAAAGGCAUGGGCAAAAACUCCGCUCUGGAAGCGUGCCGAGCUUCUUCACAAAGCAGCUGCUAUACUGAAAGAGCACAAAGCCCCAAUUGGAGAGUGUUUAGUGAAGGAAAUUGCAAAACCAGCAAAGGAUUCUGUUACUGAGGUUGUGAGGUCUGGAGAUCUGGUUUCGUAUUGUGCUGAAGAAGGGGUUAGACUUUUGGGACAGGGCUCAUUCCUAGUAUCAGACAGUUUCCCGGGGAACGAAAGGACCAAAUACUGUCUUACAUCCAAGGUUCCCUUGGGUGUUGUUUUAGCAAUUCCUCCUUUUAACUAUCCCGUCAACCUUGCUGUCUCAAAAAUUGGGCCGGCCCUGAUUGCUGGAAACUCCCUUGUUCUCAAACCCCCAACUCAGGGUGCAGUGGCUUGCCUUCAUAUGGUACAUUGCUUCCACUUAGCUGGUUUCCCCAAAGGACUUAUCAACUGUAUCACCGGGAAGGGCUCUGAAAUUGGUGAUUUUUUGACGAUGCAUCCGGGGGUGAACUGCAUAAGCUUUACUGGUGGUGACACCGGAAUUGCAAUUUCGAAGAAAGCAGGCAUGAUCCCUCUUCAAAUGGAACUGGGAGGAAAAGAUGCUUGCAUUGUGCUUGAGGAUGCUGAUUUAGAUUUGGUGGCUUCAAACAUCAUUAAAGGAGGCUUUUCUUACAGUGGUCAAAGAUGCACAGCUGUUAAGGUUGUCUUGGUGAUGGAAUCCGUUGCGGACACUCUUGUCGAGAAAGUGAAGGCCAAAGUGGCAAAAUUGACAGUCGGUCCACCCGAGGAUAACUGUGAUAUCACUCCAGUAGUUUCUGAAUCAUCUGCAAACUUUAUCGAGGGACUGGUUAACGACGCUAAACAGAAGGGAGCAACAUUUUGCCAGGAGUACAAGAGAGAUGGCAACCUCAUCUGGCCUCUUUUGUUAGAUAAUGUGCGACCUGACAUGAGAAUAGCAUGGGAGGAGCCAUUUGGACCAGUCUUGCCAGUUAUAAGAAUUGGUUCUAUUGAAGAAGGAAUUCAUCAUUGCAAUGCAAGCAACUUUGGACUCCAGGGCUGUGUCUUCACAAAAGAUAUCAACAAGGCAAUGCUGAUAAGCGAUGCCAUGGAGACUGGGACAGUUCAGAUUAACUCAGCUCCAGCACGUGGUCCUGAUCAUUUUCCAUUCCAGGGCCUUAAGGACAGUGGAAUUGGAUCACAAGGAAUCACCAACAGCAUUAACAUGAUGACAAAGGUGAAGAGCACUGUGAUCAAUUUGCCAACUCCUUCAUACACUAUGGGCUAA
Fraxinus pennsylvanica is the source of this 1491-nucleotide messenger RNA. The record is from the annotation of a GenBank genome assembly. NCBI's taxonomy places the organism in Eukaryota, Viridiplantae, Streptophyta, Magnoliopsida, Lamiales, Oleaceae.